CUCUCUUUCUUUCUCUCGCUCUCUCGGGCUCUCUGCCUCUGUUUCUAUUCUCUCUCCCUCCCUGCCUCCCCCCCAUCCUGAAGGCUCAUCUCAUUCCCUCUCUGCAUCCUUCCCCCUACCUCCCCGCCCCUCCCCUCCUCCGCAGUAGCCAAUGAGCGGCCGCCGGUCCCUGCUCCCGGCUGCGUCCGCCGAGUGAGGCCGCGGGCGCGGGGGUGGGGGUGGGAGGCCGGGAGGGGCCGGGACGCCGGGCUCGGGGGCGGGGCGGGGGGCGCGGGCACCGGAGACCCCGGUGGCGGUGGCGGCGGCGGCCGGGGGAAACCGCGGGGCCGGUCAUGCGGCUGCGGGGCCCGCGGCCCGGAGCGUCCGCCAAGCCCUGAGAGAGGCCCCGCAGGGCGCCCCCCGCCGCUCAGGAUGAGUCACUGCAGCAGCCGCGCCCUGACCCUGCUGAGCAGCGUGUUCGGUGCCUGCGGCCUGCUUCUUGUGGGCAUCGCAGUGAGCACGGACUACUGGCUGUACAUGGAGGAGGGCACCGUUUUGCCGCAGAACCAGACCACCGAGGUCAAGAUGGCGCUGCACGCUGGCCUCUGGAGAGUCUGCUUCUUUGCAGGUCGGGAGAAGGGCCGCUGUGUGGCUUCCGAGUACUUUCUUGAACCAGAGAUCAACUUGGUGACGGAAAACACGGAGAAUAUUCUGAAGACAGUGCGCACGGCUACUCCCUUCCCUAUGGUCAGCCUCUUCCUUGUGUUCACCGCUUUCGUCAUCAGCAACAUCGGCCACAUCCGACCUCAGAGGACCAUUCUGGCCUUUGUGUCCGGCAUCUUCUUCAUUUUAUCAGGUCUCUCCUUGGUGGUGGGUUUGGUUCUGUACAUCUCCAGCAUCAAUGACGAGGUCAUGAACAGGCCCAGCAGCUCGGAGCAGUACUUUCACUAUCGAUACGGGUGGUCGUUUGCCUUCGCUGCUUCCUCUUUCCUUCUCAAAGAGGGGGCCGGAGUCAUGUCGGUGUACUUAUUCACCAAGCGCUACGCGGAGGAAGAGAUGUACCGCCCGCACCCGGCCUUCUACCGCCCGCGUCUCAGCGACUGCUCUGACUACUCGGGCCAGUUUCUGCAGCCCGAGGCGUGGCGUCGUGGUCGUAGCCCUUCCGACAUCUCCAGCGACGUCUCCAUCCAGAUGACGCAAAACUACCCUCCAGCCAUCAAGUACCCCGACCACCUCCACAUCUCCACUUCACCGUGCUGAGGCCGGGCUCCCCUCCCUCUCCUCCUCCUUCCUCCCCCUCACCCGCGCCUCCUGCCUCCCUAAUACCUUAAGGGACUCGUGGCUGAGGGAUGCUGUGCCAUCUCCAGGCCCCAGCCCAUCAUCCUCAUUUCAAUGGCUCCAACCGCUCGUUGGUCCAUUAUACUUCCAGAUGAUGUCGGCCACCCGCCCAACCCCCCAUGAGCCUGUCCCAUUUCGGGGGUUCCUCUCCUGGUCCCUCCCCACCU
Peromyscus leucopus (white-footed mouse) is the source of this 1484-nucleotide messenger RNA. It is a transcript of the gene Cacng7, whose product is annotated as calcium voltage-gated channel auxiliary subunit gamma 7. The transcript has 6 exons. Lineage: Eukaryota; Metazoa; Chordata; Mammalia; Rodentia; Cricetidae. Gene Ontology annotation, molecular function: voltage-gated calcium channel activity; channel regulator activity. The record is from RefSeq and is a predicted model, not a curated record. Gene Ontology annotation, biological process: calcium ion transport; neurotransmitter receptor internalization; positive regulation of synaptic transmission, glutamatergic. The coding region runs from base 412 to 1239 and encodes 275 amino acids. Gene Ontology annotation, cellular component: postsynaptic density membrane; AMPA glutamate receptor complex.